This is a messenger RNA of Linum tenue, 2706 nucleotides long. NCBI's taxonomy places the organism in Eukaryota, Viridiplantae, Streptophyta, Magnoliopsida, Malpighiales, Linaceae. The record is from the annotation of a GenBank genome assembly.
CAACUAUUUAACUGUGCCACAUGAAUAUACAUUAAUUUAUAUAAUUAUCAUUUUAAAAAAAUAAAAACAAAUAUACCAACCAAUCUAACGCCCCCCUCUCUCUCUCUCUCCAAGACCCGCUUCCGGCCGUCCAACUCCCUGCAAGCAAUUUUUCGUUGGUGAAUCCCUUGCAAGCACUCACGCCUCCUGCCGCUGAACCGUCAUGAUCGCCCCCAAGCGAUGGCCUCCAAUCCUUCGCCACCGUGUUCUUUCGUGCGCGACUCGUCCGCCGCUAGAGAGGGUAAACCCCAUGGACGGAGGUCGAUUGGGGAGGAAGUUCCUUUUUCAGAUAGAGACCGCAACCACCCGCUACGAAACUUUCCAGAUCUAGCACCGGUCGAUUCUGUUACGGCGAUUUCCGAUAGCAGAGGGCGAACCGACAUCGACAACGACUCAGGAGAGUAGAACGAAAUUGAUGGUGGUGGUCGAGAAAGCGAAACUUAUCUCCUCAACGCCUCCGUCGUUGAUGUACCCUCCUUGGGAAUCUCGGCCGCCACCUCGGACGGAAUUUCUACCUCCAAUAUUCCAUGGCAGCUUCCGCCGCAAACGCCCUCACCGAAUACACCCUUGGCAAAAAUUUCCCCCUCGCUGGUCGCAAUUGAUAUGGUCAUUGGUCACCCCUCUCUCAGCAAAAAUAUUCCCCUUCCGCGAGGUGAAGGAUUAGAGAGGAUGGAAGAAUUGGACGGAGAAGAGGGAGGGAAAGGGAUAGAGUCCAUCGGAAAGCGGGCAGAAAACAAGAGUAGUGGACGGAGAAGGGAAAACAUGGGGAGCUUGACCAACAAGCAGCCGAGAAUCUUCAGUGGACACCAUGGCAACGCUCUGGCGCCGUGCACUCGUACCCACCAGAUCGGCGCUCUUUUCCUCGUAGUCGUCACCUUCUUCCUCACUCGCCUCUUUCACCAGUCGUUCUCUCCCUGCACCGCCACUUCAUUCGGCGGCACCGACCUUAGCUCCGGCAGGAGCCUCGUGCGUAUCUCCGAUGCCGGCUACCUGUUCUGGCCUAACCGUGGCUACGGUUCAGUCCUCUCCCUCAAGAUCUAUGUCUAUGAAGAGACCGAGAUUGAUGGCUUGAAAGAGCUGAUGCGCGGUCGAGAUGGUAAAAUCUCCGCUGACGCUUGCGUUAAAGGCCAAUGGGGCACUCAGGUUAAGAUACACAAAUUGCUGUUGAAAUCAGGGUUUCGGACUAAGAGGAAAGAGGAGGCCGAUUUGUUCUUUGUGCCGACCUAUGUGAAAUGUGUACGGAUGACGGGAGGUCUCAAUGAUAAGGAGAUCAACCAAACUUUUGUUAAAGUCUUAAGCCAAAUGCCUUACUUCAGGAGAUCUGGAGGUCGAGACCACGUUUUCGUCUUCCCAAGUGGGGCAGGAGCUCACUUGUUUCGUUCAUGGGCUACAUUCAUAAAUCGUUCAAUUAUACUUUCUCCUGAGGGCGACCGAACUGAUAAAAAGGAUAUAACUGCUUUCAAUACGUGGAAAGAUAUCAUCAUCCCUGGUAAUGUUGAAGAUGGAAUGACUGUGAGAAGACCUACCACAGUUGAACCUUUACCUUUGUCAAAGAGGAAGUACUUGGCAAAUUAUUUAGGUAGAGCACAAGGGAAAGCUGGUCGCCUUAAGCUCAUUGAGAUGUCAGAAAAAUUUCCAGAUAAAUUGGAAUGUCCAGACCUGAAGUUCAGUGGACCUGAUAAAUUGGGAAGGGCUGACUACUUUGAACAUCUCCGCAAUGCAAAGUUCUGUCUUGCACCACGGGGCGAAUCUUCCUGGACCCUUCGCUUUUAUGAAUCCUUUUUUGUGGAGUGUGUCCCUGUUAUUUUGUCAGACCAAGCAGAGUUCCCAUUCCAAAAUGUGAUCGACUAUUCCCAGAUAUCAAUCAAAUGGCCAUCUAGUCGAAUUGGCCCUGAACUUUUAAACUACCUUGAGUCUAUACCAGAUAGAGACAUACAGAGGAUGAUAGCCAACGGGAGGCAAAUAAGAUGCUUGUGGGUGUAUGGUCCCGAAUCUCAGCCAUGUUCUACAAUGCAAGGAAUAAUGUGGGAACUCCAGAGGAAGGUGAGGCAGUUCCACCAAUCACACGAAACAUUCUGGCUGCACAAUCAAACAAUAGUGAACAGGAAUUUAGUCGAGUUCUCCAAAUGGGAACCUCCCAUGCCUCUCCCAUGAUAACAUGUCCUUGGAAUGGAACAUCAUCAGCUUGCCCUUUUCUCUAGCCGCCAUCUACAUGUUGGUCGAGUCGCUGCGGAAUGGCCUCGUACUGCUCUUCAACAGCCUACCUGAAUUUGCUUGCUCAACAAACUUGCCCUGCUUUCCCAGUACAUCCACACGUAAAGUUUUCGGCAUCUCUACUUCGGUUGGUAUUGGUGGCGAAUUGUUCUUCAGUGCAGAGAAAUUGUUGUAGUAUCAUAGUUUCAUAGGAUGCUAACUUAAUGUUGAUGGCGUAAGCGGAAGAAGUUGUAGGUUACUUUAUCCCAGUCGAUUGUAUUAUUUGUUGAAGUGAUGCAUUUAUUGCGAAGCCUUCCACUAAUAUUUUGACAAUCACAAUUCACAAGUUUAAGUGAUUCAAUUACUAAACAUCUCCUUAUCGAGGAUAAAAAGGGUGGUGAGGCUUAUUGACCCGCCAAGUUAUUUGGGACGAUUCCUUCAUGAUGAUGAGAUGGGUGUGACUUUUGAGCGUCG